Tupaia belangeri chinensis (Chinese tree shrew) is the source of this 1340-nucleotide messenger RNA. RefSeq names its product TBC/LysM-associated domain containing 2 (gene TLDC2). NCBI's taxonomy places the organism in Eukaryota, Metazoa, Chordata, Mammalia, Scandentia, Tupaiidae. The transcript has 7 exons. Gene Ontology annotation, biological process: response to oxidative stress. Bases 372 to 1028 code for a protein of 218 amino acids. The record is from RefSeq and is a predicted model, not a curated record. Gene Ontology annotation, cellular component: nucleus.
UGGCUGUGGUGAGGAGUUUAGGUAAGGGCCUAGGAGCCAUCUGUUUGGACGAGAAGGGUGACAAGGUCUUAUUUGUGUUUGUGGGAUUUGUUUCUGAUGUACAAUAACCACCGCUAGGACUUCCAGCUAGAACUAGAGCAGGCAUAGUGCCAGGGCCUGCUGCCCUCUGGGCAGGUAUAAGAGCCAGGGGUGGGGCAGAGGUGUGGGUUCCGAUGGCUUGGAGCCAGCGGCUCGGCGUGCCCUCUCUCUGGGGAAUCAGGGCAGUACGCUAAGGAAACGCUCCCAGGACCAGCUGGAGGAGAUCGCCGGGGGCCCAGAGCUUGGCAGGGGCUGAGGACGCGCUCACCAGCCGGCUGAGCCGGAGAAGGGGAAUGAAAGGUCUCCGUUGGCGUUACACUCGGCUGCCCAGCCAGGUGGAGGAUGCCGCGUCUGGGGAGGAGGGUGAGGAAGAGAAAGAAGAGGAGGAAGAGACGGCUCCAGCCCCGGGCCCAGGCCUUGCUCCUGAAGAUCCCGUAGAGCCUCAGCUGACAGAAGCCAGCCAGGUCCUGGGUACCUCGGAGAUUAGGCAGCUCAGCCUCCACCUCCCACCACGAGUAAGUGGACAUCCCUGGAGCCUGGUCUUCUGCACGGCGAGGGACGGCUUCAGUCUGCGGACCUUGUACCGGCAGAUGGAGGGCCACAGUGGGCCGGUGCUGCUGGUGCUGAGGGACCUGGAUGGGCAGAUGUUUGGAGCCUUCUCCUCCUCGGCUCUCCGGCUCAGCCAAGGCUUCUACGGUACCGGCGAGACGUUCCUCUUCUCCUUCUCCCCACAGCUGAAGGUCUUUAAGUGGACGGGAAGCAACUCGUUCUUUGUGAAAGGAGACCUGGAUUCACUGAUGAUGGGCAGUGGCAGUGGCCAGUUUGGACUGUGGCUGGACGGAGACUUGUAUCAUGGAGGGAGCCAGCCCUGCGCGACCUUCAACAACGAGGUCCUGGCCCGGCAGGAGCAGUUCUGCAUCCAGGAGGUGGAGGCCUGGGUUCUAAGCUGAUGGCCCUAUGGUGGGCGGCUUCCUGCGGCUAAAAUCCCAUGCUCAGACAUGCUCAUGGACGCUGUCGAGGCCUUUCUUAAACAGGGCAGCCCAUGCUCUCUGUCCGAAGCCUGGGUGGUAGUUGCCCUCAUGUGUACCUACGUGGCCUGGGGCCCCAAGACAGGGAUGCAGCGGGUAUUGCUCUCCUGCAGAGCUGACUCUGGAGGAGUGAAAGAUACUUAGGCCUGACCUAGACAGCACCAGGCCUCUUAUGGAAAGGACCUUUUCAGAAAUCCUACAACGAAUACAUUAGGUUGCCAGGAAAGUCCUUUG